CUGCUAUUUCCCCCUUCCUGCUUCUUAAUUUUCUACAACCGAGACUCUAGGCUUCUCCUCUUCCUCCUUCAUACUUGAUCCCUGGCUCUAUUAGAGACCCUCAGAAUAUCCUCACUUCUGAGUUAAUAGUGCACAGUCCGUCAAGACUCUCCUACCGUCGGCAUACCUAGGUGCCUUGGCGGCCGACUCGAGAGGUCUGUUGCUUGCUGCCUCAACAAAAUUAAAACCACAAAUCUCCUCAUUAGAGUGUCAAUUUGUGCAGCCCGGCUGCUUCCAGAUCUGCUGCGCGUUAAGAGCACGCGAGCAACACGCCCUUGCUAUUCUGGGUAGAAUCGUUCGCGCGGCUUCCCUCGUAUUCCACGACGAGUCAAGGUGCACCUCCCUGACCGCAACACCCAAUUCUCGCUCAACACGAGAACCACUUGCCCAAGUGCGCACUCCAGAAGCCAGCCUACAGCAGCAAUAUUAAAAAGACCCUUGGGGAACACUUGAGCAACCUACCUCUUUGCCCCAAACCCCCCCCCCCCCCGCACUCGAUAUCAAGAUGGGCAUCAUCGACGUUGAUAGAGACCUCGCUGCCAUCUUCUCCCAACAGGCCAUAGCAACUCCCGAUGCCAUAGCCCUGGAGGACAAGUCACACACCUACACAUAUGCCCAGCUCGACGAGAUCACCAGCAGGCUUGCCACUUCGCUGGUACAGCAUGGCGUCGGCCGAGACAACCCCGUUGGUGUUCUUAUGGGACGGAGUGCAGACUAUGUGAUCGCCUGCCUGGCAGCCCUCCGGGCCGGGGGCGCAUUCCUGGUACUCGAGCUCGCCUACCCCCCGGCCAUGCUUGCAAAUGUCAUUGAUGAUGCUUGUCCGACUGCCAUCAUCACCAAGAGAGAACACGUUGGCCGGAUUGCUGCCGAUGUCCCUCUGAUCGUCAUGGAUGACCCAGAGUCGAUAAACAGGAACCCGAAGCGAGGAGUGGGCACCUCGGUGGAUGAGAAGGACCUGGAGAAACUGGCCUUCAUCUCGUACUCGUCUGGAACCACUGGGAAGCCCAAGGGUAUCGCAAACCCGCACAGGGCUGCAGUCAGAUCGUACGACCUGAGGUUCAAGCUCAGCGACCUCGGGCCUGGUGACCGGGUCGCCUGCAAUGUUUUCUUCGUGUGGGAGAUCUUGCGACCCCUGCUUCGCGGCGCCACCACGUUCUGCAUUCCGGACGAGGCGAGCUAUGACCCUGUCGCCCUGGUGGACCUGCUCUCCUCAAGGAACAUCACUGAGACCCUGAUGACGCCGACUCUGCUUGCCACAAUCCUCACAAGGCACGCGAGACUCGGCGAGCGCCUCCCCGAGCUGAGGACCCUCUGGCUCAACGGCGAGGUUGUCACCACCGACCUCAUGCUCCGGGCAAUGAGGGCUCUGCCCAACACUCGUCUCCUUAACUGUUACAGCGCGAGCGAGACGCACGAGAUCGCUUGCGGUGACAUAAAAGAGAUGAUCAACCCGGAACAACCUUACUGCCCGGUUGGCCCGCCUUUGGACCCAAAGCACACGUACGUCCUUGACGACAACAAGAAGCCCGUCGGGCCUGGGGUAUCCGGCGAGCUGUUCAUCGGAGGGCAGCUCCUGGCUCGCGGGUACCUCAACCUCGAGGAGACCACGGCAAAGGCGUUCCUGCCUGAUCCAUUCGACAAGACCCCGGGUGCUCGCAUGUACAGAACCGGAGACAUGGCGAGGAUCCUCCCCUCAGGCCUGAUGGAGAUAACCGGCCGGGUUGGGGCUAUGAUCAAAGUCCGUGGUUACAGCGUCGUUCCGGGGACGGUGGAGAACGCGAUUGUCAAGCAUCUGGCUGUUCGCCACUGCGCUGUCAUCGCUCGAGGCGACGGCAUAGAGCGACAACUAGUCGCGUACGUUGUCCCGGACAAAGACGCGCCCGAGGAUGUCGAUCGUCCGGCGGUGUCGAUAGACGAAUCCGGGUUCUGCCCCAAGGGCCGGCGAGCGCUUGCAGAGCACCUGGCUCACUACAUGAUCCCGGCCCUCUGGGUUCAGAUGGACGAACUGCCCACGCACGAGGUCUCGGGUAAAGUCAACCUGAAGAACCUGCCGCCGCCUCCAGACCCUACGGCUGCUCCCAGUAGCGCUAACAAACCGAAGGUCACCAACAACACGACAAUCAAGCCUGAGAAGAUUGGUGAACUCUGGGCUGCGGCCUUGGGCAUACCCCCAUCUGCUGUCACCAAGGAGCACAGCUUUUUCGAUCUUGGCGGUCACUCUUUGACUCUAGCCGAUCUUUCCAACCGCAUGACCAAGACCUUUGGGUUUCCUGUGCCGAUUGGAUCACUGGCUGGCGAUCCCACCAUCAAGGGACACGUCGAGGCCGUGACUGCCGCUCGCGAUGGUCACACUGCUGCUGUCCAGGCGGACCUGCCCGCGGUGCUCCGCGCCGACUCCGUGCUGCCCGCUGAUAUUCAACCCAGGGACGCAAGAAUGCGCCCCCUCAGCGACGCCGAGACAGUCCUCUUGACAGGCUCGACAGGAUUCUUGGGCGCCUUCAUCCUCCAUUCCAUCCUGGAGAGGACUGCAGCAGACGUCAUCUGCGUGGUCCGCUUCAACGACAUCAUUGACGACCAGAGGUCCGCUGGCAUGGCCAGGGUGCGCAAGAACCUGGUCGAUCUGGGUCUCUGGAACGACUCCAUCAUCGAUCGCAUCGAGAUUCUUCCUGCCAACUUGGCACGGAAACGGCUGGGGCUUACUCCUGACCACUUUGAGGAGCUAGCUUCGAGGGUCGACGUUAUUGUUCACGCCGCGGCCACGGUCAACCUCGUCUACCCAUACGCAGCUCUGCGAGCGCCCAACGUUGGCGGAACUCGUGAGAUCCUGCGUUUGGGCUGCCUCGCAGGAGCACCCGUCCACCAUGUAUCGACGAACGGUGUUCUACCGCCGUCGAGCGCGGGGUGGUCCGAGGACACGAUCAUCGACGUGGAUGAUGUGCCCACGAAGCUGCAAGACGGUUACAGCCAGACCAAAUGGGUCGCCGAGCAGCUUGUCGUCGAAGCCAACCGCCGCGGCCUUCCCACAAGGAUAUACCGACCCGGGACGAUCAGCGGCCACAGCAAGUCCGGCGCUACCAACGCCUGGGACCUCUUGACAGCCAUCAUAGUGGAAUCCUUGCAGAUUGGAUACGCGCCAGAUAUCCCCAACUGGCGUCUUGAGAUGACCCCAGUCGACUUUGUGAGCAGAGCCAUCACGACGCUCGCCGACCACCGAGACAUGACCCAGCGCAUUUUCCACCUCGGUGACCCCUCCCCAAUCGGCGCCAAUGACGUAUUUAGCUAUUUGAGCCAAUUAGGAUUCAGCACGGAAAAGCUUGCGUGGGACAAGUGGGUAUCGCUGUGGUCGACAAAGCGUGGCUCUGGUCGGUGGGGUGAAGGCUCCUUCACAGUUGACAUUCUCCGCUCUGGCAUGCCCACCGUUGACUUCAUCCAAGAGGUGACAGUUUUGAACGACGCAAAGACCCAGCCAGUCCUCGAAGGCGUCUUUGGACUAGCCCGACCUAAGAUUGACGCCGAGCUGCUUCAGACAUACACCAAGCACUUCUACGCCCGAGGCUGGCUGCCACGUCCCCCUCGUAAGACUAUCAACAACAUGUCUGCUCAAGUCAAGCCCCGCGGACCCCUCGUCGGCAAGGUCGCUGUCGUCACCGGGGCAUCAUCCGGUAUCGGUGCUGCGGUAGCCAAGGCACUCGCCGCCGAAGGCGCAAACGUUGCCAUCGCCGCGAGAAGAGUCGAGGUUCUCGACUCGCUCAAAACCACCAUUGUCUCAACGUCCGGCGUCAAGGUCCUUGCCCAAGCAACCGACGUCACGGACCGGAGCCAGGUUGAGGCCCUCAUCAAGACCACGGAGGAGACCCUCGGCCCAGUGGACCUGCUCAUCGCCUGCGCGGGUGUCAUGUACUUCACCCUGAUGAAGAAUGUCCACACGGAGGAGUGGGAGCGCACCGUCGACGUCAACUGCAAGGGCCUUCUUCACAGCCUGUCCUCGACGGUGCCGUCCAUGCUCGCCCGCGGCAAGGGGCACAUUGUCGCCAUCAGCUCCGACGCCGGCAGGAAGGUCUUUCCCGGUCUCGGCGUGUACUCUGCGUCCAAGUUCUUCGUCGAGGGCACCCUCCAGGCGCUGAGGGUCGAGACAGCGGGAUCCGGCCUGCGCGUCACCAGCAUCCAGCCAGGAAACACCAACACGGACCUGCUGAACAUGUCGUCCGACACCGAGGCCGUCAAGAAGUACGGCGAGCCCUCGGGGGCCAAGAUCUUGGACCCGGAGGAUGUCGCUGGCGCGAUCGUGUAUGCGGUCACCCGGCCAGAGCACGUCUCCGUGAACGAGGUGCUUAUCGAGCCACGGGAUGAGCCUAUCUAGGCGCACUAGUAAGUCGUCACUUAGGCUUAACGGCACUGUAGCUUAAAGUUUACAUUAAAAUAUAUAAAUAUUAUAAGGAGGACCGGUCCGUUGAGGUUGAAGCUAUCACGGGCCGCGAGCUAGUCUGAUGAUGUCAAGCACUACGUGAAAAUGCUAUCACCAUGUGACUCAAGGCAUAAGUUGGCCAAAAUGGGUAAUCAUAAAAGCCGCCAUUUACCCGACUGAGGCUUUGGCCCUGCUCUAUAAACAUGCACAUUUAGCGAAACCAAGCGACACGACCUUCUUGCACUGCGUUGCAAGACUCGAAAACAAUCAUU
Molecule: messenger RNA, 4716 nt
Organism: Diaporthe batatas
Lineage: Eukaryota; Fungi; Ascomycota; Sordariomycetes; Diaporthales; Diaporthaceae
Exons: 1
Coding region: 545-4399 (1284 amino acids)
Molecular function (GO): phosphopantetheine binding
Source: RefSeq, a predicted model, not a curated record